AUGCCUACCUUACCUGAGGCUAGUAUCCGCCCCCCAGACAAAACCCGCUUCACCAAGCCCCCAAAGAAAUCCACAACACCACACCCUAUCUGGCAUCCCGAAAGGCCAACCAUGUGCUGCCCGGUACCGGCCGAGCGGUCCCCGGCACUCGGCCGCGCCGCUGCCGUCAUGUCAUCAUGUUCAGCCUCCUCCCAGGAGCGCCGUCGAGCAAAUCCCUAAUCAAAAACAGGCAAUCCGAGCCCAUCCCAUUCAACCUAUCACCGUCUCCAUCGUUCUUAUCCCCGUCUUCUCCAACCCCAUCCAUUACAUCACACAAUUCUCACCCACCAACCCACCAACCUAUUCCGUCUUUUACUUACCCAACUAGCAAAACCAGUCCCCCUUUUCACCGCCAUUAUUUCAACAUCGUCAACAUCUUGCUGGUCGUAUUCUCUUUUUCCCCCGUUUUUCGGGAAAUCAUUUCCCCUCACCCCCCCCCCUCUUUUUGCCUCUCCCGACCCCAGAAACCGAUGGCGAUCCCCGAUCCAUCCCGCAUUUCUUUUCUUUUCUUAUUACCCCAAGCAAAAAAAAAAAAAAAAAAAAUGGUUUCCCCGCUCCCCAGACCCAAACACCCCAGGAUCUCAAGCCUAACCCCCCGCAUUAUCUCCGUGUUUCUCCGCUUAUUUCCAGCUACAUGACUUCGCAGAAGAGAUCCACAUGCCUCGGUGGUCUCCACAACAGCAACCACGAAUGUGGAAAUCCGGUGAUGAGCGAGCGGACGGGUGCGUGGGCUGUGGGAACACACAGCAGGAGCAUGCAAAGUCUCCAUGAUAGUUGUAUUGUGGGAUUCCCACUCCAUUGAGCGACUUGUGCCAACGGCUGCAGGAGAGUCGGUCAGUCUAGUUCUGCAUGGUCAUGAGAUCAAGACCAGCCUCUGCUGGCUACAUUCAAAACAGGCUUUUGUAAAGUAUGUUUUGCUUGCAUUGGACACACAAAUAUCUACAUGUAAUGUCAAACCGCAAAGGUAAACUGGAAGCCAAAAGUUGAAUACAACGCCGAGAACCCAACCUUUUUGUAUGGCACAAAUACACAUUGUUGAACAUCGUCGUAGGAAAAAAGAGGACAUUGAACCUAUUUUGAAAUCCAAUAAAAGACAGACACACCUAAAUUCCAAAAUACAAA
Messenger RNA from Podospora pseudocomata, 1161 nucleotides. RefSeq lists its product as uncharacterized. NCBI's taxonomy places the organism in Eukaryota, Fungi, Ascomycota, Sordariomycetes, Sordariales, Podosporaceae. The coding region runs from base 1 to 219 and encodes 72 amino acids. The record is from RefSeq and is a predicted model, not a curated record. The transcript is spliced from 2 exons.